This is a messenger RNA of Alnus glutinosa, 1296 nucleotides long. Its product is annotated as chaperonin-like RbcX protein 2, chloroplastic. The record is from RefSeq and is a predicted model, not a curated record. Gene Ontology annotation, molecular function: protein folding chaperone. Bases 413 to 1090 code for a protein of 225 amino acids. The transcript has 5 exons. Gene Ontology annotation, biological process: ribulose bisphosphate carboxylase complex assembly. NCBI's taxonomy places the organism in Eukaryota, Viridiplantae, Streptophyta, Magnoliopsida, Fagales, Betulaceae.
ACAAGAAGCUAAAGAAGUUCGAUUUGAAUCCUAAAAAGCCUUUUGGGUGGAGAAUUUUGGACCUCAGACUUUUGUCUGGGUGAGGUUGUUCAAACUUUACACACCUUCCAAAUCCAUCAUUUCCCAAACACUUUUCCUUGCACACAAAAUCUUUCUCUCCUGAACACGUUCCUGUGCUCUUUUAAGAUUCAGAAGUUUCUUCACUCCAGGAAUCUCUGACUACAAUUGCUAAUCUCCAGAUUUCUUGGACACCCACUAGCACUUUCUUGGUCUUCAUUAGUGGGUAUCUCUUAUUUCUUGAAUUACACCUUCCAAGAUUGAAUAUCAGGGAUAACUGUUAUCUGGGUAUAUUUCUGGAAAGGUCGAUUUUGCGCUUAGUUUUGUGUGUUUGAGAGAGAGAGAGAGAGAGAGGAUGGUGGGAGCUUUAUAUGCUGUGGCUUCAUCGGUGGUGGACUCGCAUUCUAGCCCAUGUUUGUGUUUGGAUGCGCUGCCUUCAACUAAUAUGAACUUCAAGAGUGGUGGAGAUUUGGUUUUGCAAAGGAAUUCAAUGGCGAGGAAGCAUUUUAGUAAGCCAGGGUCCGUGGAGUUAAGCAGUUCAUUCAUUGAUUCUGGGCGCCAGUUGCGGCUCUCAAAGAAAGCGCUUUCAGGUAUCGUUCACCGGAGUUCGAGGAAGCAGCGGAAGGAGCGGAGAUUGGUGAUCGUCAAUGAGCUUGCCGGACAGUAUGAAGACAGUUUUGAGGAUGUUAAAACGCAACUUCUCAACUAUUUCACAUACAAGGCUGUGAGGACUGUUCUUAACCAGCUGUAUGAGAUGAAUCCGACACAAUAUAGGUGGUUUUACGAUUUUGUCGCAACAAACAAACCUGGUGAUGGAAAAGGUUUCAUCCGUAGCCUUGGAAAGGAGAAGCAUGAGCUCGCUGAGAGAGUGAUGGUAACUCGGCUUCACCUGUAUGGUAAAUGGGUCAAGAAAUGUAAUCAUGCUGAAAUAUACCAAGAGAUCUCUGAUGAAAACUUGGAGUUGAUGCGUGAACGUCUCAUGGAGACUGUGAUAUGGCCCUCCGAUGACUCAAACACAGAGAAGAUUGGCUGACAACUUGCUACUUCAUACACCUUGGUCAUUCUUUUUUCCCCUGUUCCUAGUCUAGGUAUAUUUUUGCUUUCUCAUCAAGAUCCCAUGAGGUCUUCUAUAUUAUUUUCCACAAAACUAAUAAGAUGUCGUAUUCUGUACAUUGUAUAUAUGAAUACCAUCCAACAAUUUAGAGAGCUUGAAGCAAAAUCACAAACUGGGUUUUCUGA